GGAACUAGCCGCCACCCAUUGUUUGGCGCUGUGUCGCGCCUCCUUGCUCCUGUAAUUGUUUCUUAUGUUUGGAUCACCACAGUCACGAGACUAGCGUGACAUCACAAGUCAUUUAGCCGGAUUGGAACAAGCAAGUCUCAGUGUUGCACAAUAUCACUGACCAUGAACAAGAAGCUGCCUGAGCGGAUCCUGAAUCACAUCCUGGAGAUUCUCUACCUGCUGACGGGAGAGCGUUUGUCUUACACACUGAUAACACCCAACAUGACCAAGGACAAGACGACUGAGAUGAUACUGAAUCACACCCUGGAGAUCAUGUGCCUGCUGACAGGGGAGGUGCCUAUAAAGUAUGAUGAUGUUGCCGUGUAUUUCUCUAUGGAGGAGUGGGAUUAUAUAGAGGGACACAAGGAGCUUUACAAGGACGUCAUGAUGGAGACUCAGCAAGCACUAAGGACUAUGGAGAUCCCAGGAAACGAGAGCGCAGGUGACGUAUUAAAUGCUAAACCUACAGAAUACCUGUGUAUUGGGAGUCAGCUGGAACCUCCGGAGCAGGAAAUCUGUGUCCCUAUAAAUAAAGUUAACUCCGACAUAAUAAAAGUGGAGGAAAUAGAUCUGUGUAUAGUAAACCCUAUUGAAAGUGAUGAAGAUACCGACUUUGAAAACCAGGAGGAUACAGACACAACAGAUCUAUCUUUGAGUUGGGAUAUUCCUAGUCAAGGUCAAAGUGUAGACGCUUCCUUCAGUCCUUUCAAAGAUCAACCAAGUCACGUGGGAAAUAAAUUAUAUCCAUGUUCUGUAUGUGGUAAACGCUUUUCCCAAAAAUCGCAUCUUGUUGCUCAUCAGAAAAUUCACACAGGAGAAAGAGAAUUUGCCUGCCCUAUAUGUGGGAAAUGUUUUAUCCGGCAAUCAAAUCUUAUUUCUCAUCAAAAAAUACAUAUAGGGGAGAAAGCAUUUUCAUGUUCUGAUUGUGGAAAGUGUUUUAAAUGGAAAUCGAAUCUUAUUACUCAUCAGAAAAUUCAUACCGGAGUGAAAUCUUUCUUGUGUCUUCAGUGUGGGAAAUGUUUUACCCAACAAUCAGGUUUAAUAAUACACCAGAAAAUUCAUACAGGAGAGAAAGCAUUUUCAUGCUCUGAAUGUGGGAAAUGUUUUAACCGGAAAUCACAUCUUAUUGCACAUCAGAAAAGACAUACCGGAGAAAAAGAAUUUGUAUGUGAUGAAUGUGGCAAAUGUUUUACCCAGCAAUCAAGUCUUAUAAGACACCGGAAUAUUCAUAAAGACGAGAAAGCGUUUUCGUGUUCUGAAUGUGAUAAAUGUUUUGACCGUAAGUCAAGUCUUAUUUCUCAUCAAAAAAAUCAUACAGGAGAGGAAACAUUACCAUGUUCUAAAUUAGGGUAAUGUGUUUUUUUAUGAUGAAAAAUAAGAAUUGGCUUACUGCUACAACAGCAUAUAGAACUAAGUACACAUCAGAGGACACAACGAAACAGAAGUGGACACUUUAAAGAAACACUAAAGUCAAAACUAAACGUUUAUGAUUCAGAUAGAGCACACAAAUUUAAACAACUUUCCAGUUAAUUUCCAUUAUUUAAAUAUGCACAUUUUUUUAUUUGCACACUUUUUGAGGCACCAUCUCCUACUGAGCAUGUGCAAGAAAUUACAGAAUAUAUGUAUAUGCAUUUUGUGAUUGGCUAGGGGCUGUCACAUGAUGCAGUAGGAGGGAAAAAUAUAGCUGACUUUAAAAUUUGUCAGAAAGAAAUCUACUACUCAUUUGAAAUUCAAACUAAGUGACUUUGCAUUGUCUGUUUAUUAUGCAUUUACUGAUUAUACAAUUCCGCUGUGUUUAGUGGUCCUUUAAUAGAUGCUAAGCUCGUUGAGUAUUCUUCCUCUUUGUCUAAGGGGAAUAAAACUAGAAUUUGUAAAUGCUUUACAGCCACAAAUAAAGUAUUUAUUGUUUUUUAAAUUAUGUUUGUAGAUAGAGACUUUGAGGCCGAUUUAUCAAUGUCUGUCUGACAUAAUACGAUGUAGCGUAUCAUGUUCGACAGACAUCGCUUGAACUGCUUGUGCAAUGCCGCCUCUGCAGAUUCGCUGCCAAUCGGCCGCUAGCAGGGGUCGCAGCCUCAGAGGCAGUGGACCAGUUAAGGUGCAGCAGUCUUAAGAAGGCUCGCGCGGCAUCAGGGGGGCCAUUCCGCCCUUGAUAAAUCGGCCCCAUAGAGUAAUCUAUGCAUAAUUAAACAUUUUAUAAUUGAAUAACUAUCCUUAUUUAUUUUGCCCCCUUCCUUUUAGUUAACUGUAAGUUUUGCCAUUUUUAAGAUAUGAAAUGCACAUUACAGACUUCUCAAGUCUAACUCUGCUACAUAUCUGACCCUAAUUGGUCCCAGCAGCUGUAAAAAGAACUACAAAUCAGUAUAUAUUUUGCAAACAAAAAUAUACAUAUCCUGAUUGGCUACUCCUAAUAAGGAAAUGUUAGGUGGAGUUAAGCUUUGGAUAAACAAUUGCAGCAAAUAAAGUUAUUGUGCUAAAAGAAAUUACACUCUACUAGAAUGUUAAUUUAUUGCAAUACAGCAGAAAAUUACUGUAAUCACAAUGUGUUUACUAAACACUAAAUAAAUACUAGAUAGAAUGAUGCAGCCAGAAAAAACCCGAUCAAUUUGAGAAUAACAUGUAGAUAUAUUUUUUUUCAACGUUUCAUUAGUUGUUAAAUGUUGACAAAAUAAGUGUAAAUUUUUAGUGUCUAUAAAACAAUGGGAGCUGCCAUGUUGUAACAUUUAUAAAUAGGUCACUAGAGUGUGCAGCCAAUAGCUGUGUGUAAUAUAACAGUGUUCUGCGCUUCCAUUUCUAACAGGAACUGAAAAGCUCACAAUGUCAGAAUGGAAUUACAUGAAAAGGGGACAAAACAAAUAAAGUAUAUUUUGUUUAUAUAUAUAUAUACACACACACAAUUUAUCAUGUUAUAUUACCAUCUCAAAGUGUUUAAUGCUCCUUUUAAUACUAUAUAUAACUUUUAUUUCAGCUCAGUGAUUGUACCAAUCUCUAGUAGCAUGGAAUAGGACUUUUGGCUGAUCAACAUUUUAAAUAAGGAACUCUCCGUUGUUCAAUGUCAAUCAUUUAAUGUGUUAACGAUUUUUGGGGUCACCCAUGUCCUCGGACUCGCUCACAGUACAAUAUUUACUUGUAUAUAUAAGUUCCCCAUCACUGUGCAUCCUGCGAGCUCCACAGCGUCAUCCAUGCACAACUGCGCAUGCGCAUAAGUGUGGAGCGUUCAAGCAUUCAUACCUAAAAAGUAAAAACCAAACCAACUCUCUAAAAAAGCCUGGCACACUAGAGUAAUCUAGUAGCAGUGUAUCCGUAACAUAUUUAACGCCUAUAACUGCAGUUCACGCUAUACUAAUACUACAAGUUUACUGAAAACGGACCAAAAUCUCAAAUGUUUACCUAAUCUCCUGAAUCAUACAGAGUGCGCUCACUAGUAUUCCUUUAAGUUCACAUUACAUAAGUUCAUUCACUGAACCCUUUCAACAGCCGCCAUAGUUCACAACCCUUACACUAAACCUCAUACCAAAUUUUAUCUUCUUAAAUUCUACACUGUCCCAAUAUGGACUAACUUCCUAAGACAAUACCAGCCCCCUUCACAUUACUCAACUAAUUCAUAGAAAACAAUGAAAAUCCAACUGCAUAUUCAGCCCAUUUUGGGCUUGAAGUAUCCAAAUUAUAAAUUGAUUUGGAUUCCCUCUGCAAUAGAAGCUUCCCCCUCUAGGAAGGGGGCAUGGUCAAUAAUGAUAUAUCUCAAAUCAGCUACUUUGAUGGCAGCCUGGAUAGCUGAUUGGUGGUUAGCCAUUCUGGUUUGUAGAUCAUCCUGGGUCUUACCCACACAAAAUUUUCCACAUGGACAGUGUAACAUAUAAAUUAUGUACCUGGUGGUGCAUGUGACCCUUUAUCUGAUCUCAUAUCUCUUGUUCUUCCACAGAUGUGAUGGGGAACUUAUAUAUGUAAGUAAAUAUUGUACUGUGAGUGUGUCUUGAAUAAUGAAGAGUGCCUUCUUUAUACAGUUUUAUUAUUCAUUUUUUGAAGCGCACCCCACCGGUUAAUGAGUGAAAGUGAGUGCUGGAUCCAAGAGGUGUGUAUAUAUAUAUAUAUAAAUGUAAUUUGAUGCAAUGUUAUUGUAGGUCAGAAAAAUAUUAUAGUAUGUCUCCCAUGUUGUAUAUUGGACCAUGGUGUUAUUGUAUUACUUGCUUUUUGCAAAACCUUGCAAUUAAAAAGGUAAAAAAAUA
This is a messenger RNA of Bombina bombina (fire-bellied toad), 4262 nucleotides long. RefSeq names its product oocyte zinc finger protein XlCOF6.1. Gene Ontology annotation, cellular component: nucleus. Lineage: Eukaryota; Metazoa; Chordata; Amphibia; Anura; Bombinatoridae. Bases 163 to 1392 code for a protein of 409 amino acids. The record is from RefSeq and is a predicted model, not a curated record. Gene Ontology annotation, biological process: regulation of transcription by RNA polymerase II. The transcript is spliced from 7 exons. Gene Ontology annotation, molecular function: DNA-binding transcription factor activity, RNA polymerase II-specific; RNA polymerase II cis-regulatory region sequence-specific DNA binding.